Puccinia graminis f. sp. tritici CRL 75-36-700-3 is the source of this 1812-nucleotide messenger RNA. RefSeq names its product alphaK I5. The transcript has 3 exons. Gene Ontology annotation, biological process: protein phosphorylation. NCBI's taxonomy places the organism in Eukaryota, Fungi, Basidiomycota, Pucciniomycetes, Pucciniales, Pucciniaceae. The record is from RefSeq and is a predicted model, not a curated record. Gene Ontology annotation, molecular function: ATP binding; protein serine/threonine kinase activity. The coding region runs from base 1 to 1812 and encodes 603 amino acids.
AUGCCUCUUUGUGACCAAUGUAAAAAAUGGACACAAGGAGAGCUCUUACGUGGUAUCUGUGAGCCAUGUGUCAUAGGCUUUCUGAACCGCCCCUCUCAAUCAACCUCAUCAGCCGGUCCCUCUACUCAUGUACCACCCACCCAACCAAUCCUCACAAACCCAUUCACUGCAAUCUCCAGACAACCAAAGGCGUUCCUGCCAUCUCAUCAGCCUAUUCCAAAGAAUCCAAUUCGUCCUUCCCUAUUCCUCUCCAAAUCAUCCCCAAGCCCCCUCCAUGCUGGCGCCAAUGCUUAUUCCCGUCACCUUGCCAAAGAGGCUCGAAUGGGCAAGUCGAAGGACCCCAGCAAACCACCGUCCAAAAAGACAAUAGAGUCUUCACUAUUUCUGUACCAAGAUGGAACUCUGUGGGAGAAGAAAGGCCUCUUCUGUUGCAAAAAAACGGCCAUCCUGACAGAUCCUUCCCUCUAUGAGAACCUUUGCUACCAACUCUGGGAAGUUUUUUCUGAAGAAAUCAUUAAACAAACCGAGAUCGAAUCACUCCCAUACUUCCCCAGGGAUUCUCUCUCACUCUGCCAAGGAAUAUCAAGAAUCCCCUCGCAAACAGUCCUCCAAAACAUCAUCCAAGAGACCACCAGCCGAAAAAAACUGGUGAUAGACCUGAUGUACCACCACUCAGAUUCUUCAGAUCCCCAACCACCACUCACCUCUUCAAAAAUCCGCACAGCUUCCAAGUCUUCCAAAAGAGUCCUCACAUCCAAAUCUCCACCACCAAUGAAGAGAAGGAAUACCCAACCAGAGGGAAGUGUUCCAAAAUCCAGACAACAACAAUGGGCCCUUGGGGGGAAAUUUGCUUCAAAGCCAGCCACCCAGCAAACCAAUCUCACAUCUCACCUAGGAAGGCUCAGUCAAAGGGUUCAAAGUUCCUCUACUGGGGGCUCAUCUGCAGCCUGGAUUCUUGGCCAGCGAUUGUGUUUCUUUACCACUCAUCCUCCCCCCAACUCUGACCCUCAAAGCACCAGAUUCCAGCUUUCCAAUGGCAUACAAGGCAUCACUUUCCCCAUCAACUACAAGGUCCACCUCAAUCAAGUAGUUGGAAGUGGUGGAAUGAGGACUGCAUAUGCAGCUGAGGUGAAGACAGAGGUUGCAGAUGGGAUUGAACAUAUCAAUCAUUGGGUAGCCAAGAUCAGGUUGGAUGAGGUGGAGCCAUCAAUUGACCAACAUGCCACUGAUGCAUUGAUGUAUGAAGGAUUUUCCCACCUCCUGGCUCAAUUCAAGAUGGAAAUCAGCCAUUGUGAAUACUUGAGGAGCAAGCUCAAGAACAAGGGAGGCUCCAUUCAGGCAAGUGAUUUUAAUUUGCUGGUGCGCCAUGCAGUAGUGGCCAAUGGCCCAAUCAACUCACCAACCAAUGUCUACUUCCUGGAAGCCUUCCUGGAUGGUCCUUAUGUCAAAUAUUCCAGCAAUGACAAUUUUGCAGUACCCAAUAAUCAGCCAGGAAUGGACCUAGAUUUAUUCAAACUCAUGAAUGCUUUCACACACUGGUCAUACAAUAAUUCUAUGGGAAAGCACUUGGUCAGUGACCUGCAGGGGGUGGGCUCAACCCUGACUGAUCCCCAGAUCAUUGAUAUGGAUCCACACUCCUGGUCUGAUGGAAACACCAGUAGUGAUGGAAUUGCCCAAUUUCUCAAGGAUCAUAUCUGCCACCCAGGAAAUGAAGUCUGUGAAGCUCUUCAGUUGGGAAAGGCAGUGGACCUGAAAUGGGCAAAACCCCAGGGUUCACUGGCUGACCUUGUCAGAACCAGAAAUGCAGCUUGA